Molecule: messenger RNA, 5035 nt
Organism: Engraulis encrasicolus (European anchovy)
Lineage: Eukaryota; Metazoa; Chordata; Actinopteri; Clupeiformes; Engraulidae
Gene: trpv4
Product: transient receptor potential cation channel, subfamily V, member 4
Exons: 17
Coding region: 174-2861 (895 amino acids)
Biological process (GO): osmosensory signaling pathway; actin filament organization; calcium ion import across plasma membrane
Cellular component (GO): cilium; plasma membrane
Molecular function (GO): protein binding; calcium channel activity
Source: RefSeq, a predicted model, not a curated record
UCUCCUCUCCUUUCAUUUUUUCUGUCCUGCAUUUCCUCUCCUCUCCCAUCCUUGCCUCUCUUCUCUUUCCAUUCAUCUCCUCCUUCUCUCCUCCUUCCUCUCCCUCCUCUCCCCUCCUCUUCCCUCUCUUCUUCACCCACUCAGAGGUCCAGCUCUGCAGUCUGGCACAAGGGAUGAAUGAGGGCCGAUCCGUUGCAGCCACCCUUCUAAGGCGCUAUCGCGUCGCCAUGACGGAGAGCGACAGCCCUCCGCUGUCCUGCGCCAGUCAGCCGCCGGGAGACAGCCCAGACGCCCAGCAUCAGCGCGGGGAGGUGCAGGCGGACGGACAGCCCUUCCCUCUCUCCUCUCUGGAUGACUUGUUUGAGGCGGAGGAAGGGGGCUCCUCUUCUCCCCACUCCCAGGACCACGCUGGCAAAGCCGGACAACAGGCAGCCACCUCUGGGGCCGGGGACAGCAAGCAGAACCUGCGUAACAAGUUCCAGGGCGCCUUCAAGAAGGGCAUCUCCAACCCCAUGGACCUGCUGGAGUCCACCAUCUACGAGUCCCCCGUGGCUCCCGGCUCCAAGAAGGCGCCCAUGGACUCGCUCUUCGACUAUGGCACGUGCCGCGAGACCAACAACCACCGGCGCAGACGCAAGAAACUUCCCCGGGGGAAGGAGGUCACUGAGAUGUCCUGCGAUGAGGACCCCUCGGCCGACCCCCCCAAGGUCGUGAAGAUCUUCAACCGCUCGCUGCUGUUCGAUGCGGUGUCGAGGGCCGAACCCGAGGCACUGGACGGCCUCCUGGAAUACCUACAGAGCCGCGAGAAGGUGCUGACCGAUGAGGACCUCAAAGAACCUUCCACCGGCAAGACGUGCCUGCCCAAGGCGCUGCUGAACCUGUACAGCGGUCAGAAUGACACCAUUCCUCUGCUGGUGGACAUCGCCGAGCAGACGGGGAAUCUACGCGAGUUCAUUAACACGCCCUUCAGAGAUGUCUACUACAGAGGCCAGACCGCGCUGCAUAUCGCCAUCGAGCGGCGCUGUAAGAAGUACGUGGAGCUGCUGGUGGAGAAAGGAGCGGAUGUGCACGCCCAGGCCAGGGGGCGCUUCUUCCAGCCCAAGAUAGAGGGGGGAUACUUCUACUUUGGUGAGCUGCCUCUGUCCCUGGCGGCCUGCACCAACCAGCCGGACAUGGUGCACUACCUGACGGAGAACUCGCACAAGAAGGCGGACCUGCGGCGGCAGGACUCGCGCGGCAACACGGUGCUGCAUGCGCUGGUGCACAUCGCCGACAACACCCGCGACAACACCCGCUUCCUCACCAAGAUGUACGACCUGCUGCUCAUCAAGAGCGCAAAGCUCUACCCCGACGCCAACCUGGAGAUGAUCGCCAACAACGACGGCAUGUCGCCGCUCAUGAUGGCCGCCAAGCUGGGCAAGAUCGGGGUGUUCCAGCACAUCAUCCGUAGGGAGAUCAAGGACGAGGAGGCGCGUCACCUGUCCAGGAAGUUUAAGGACUGGGCCUACGGACCUGUGUACUCCUCCCUCUACGACCUCUCCUCCCUGGACACGUGCGGAGAGGAGGUCUCGGUGCUCGAGAUCCUGGUCUACAACAGCCGCAUAGAGCAGAACCGCCAUGAGAUGUUGGCCGUGGAGCCCAUCAACGAGCUGCUGAGGGCCAAGUGGCAGAAGUUUGGGGCCGCCACCUUCUACAUCAGCGUCAUCUCCUACCUCUUCACCAUGGUGGUCUUCACACUGGUGGCCUACUACAGACCCACGCACCAGGAGACAGGUCCUCCGUAUGCCUAUGUGACCAGUGCUGACCAUCUGCGCCUGGCUGGUGAGCUCAUCACUCUCGGAUCUGGAGUUUUCUUCUUUCUCAGCAAUAUUAAGGAUCUGUUCCUGAAGAAGUGCCCUGGGGUCAACUCCUUAUUUAUUGAUGGCUCCUUUCAGCUGCUCUACUUCAUCUACUCUGUCCUGGUGCUGGUGACGGCUGCUCUGUAUCUGUCGGGCAUCGAGGACUACGUCUCCACCAUGGUGUUUGCCCUGGUGCUGGGCUGGACCAACAUGCUCUACUUCACCAGGGGACUCAAGCUGACCGGGACCUACAGCAUCAUGAUACAGAAGAUUCUCUUCAAAGACCUGUUCAGAUUCCUGCUAGUGUAUGUGCUCUUCAUGAUUGGAUACGCUUCAGCCCUGGUCUCGCUCCUGACUGUGUGCCCCACCUCUGGGCCCGAGUGCGAGGGCCCCGAAGGCUGCCCCACGUACCCCAAGUGCCGCGACAACGAGACCUUCAGCAACUUCCUGCUGGACCUGUUCAAGCUGACCAUCGGCAUCGGGGAGCUGGAGAUGAUCCAGAGUGCCCAGUACCCCGUGGUCUUCCUCAUCCUCCUCGUCACCUACAUCAUCCUCACCUUCGUCCUGCUCCUCAACAUGUUGAUCGCCCUCAUGGGGGAGACGGUGGGACAGGUGUCCAAGGAGAGUAAGAAGAUAUGGAAACUACAGUGGGCCACAACCAUCCUGGACAUCGAGCGCUCCUUCCCUGUGUGCCUGCGCAAGUCUUUCCGUGUGGGAGAGAUGGUCACUGUUGGAAAGAACUGGGAUGGAACUCCUGACAAGCGUUGGUGUUUCAGGGUGGAUGAGGUCAGAUGGUCCCACUGGAACCAGAACUUGGGGAUCAUCAAUGAGGACCCGGGUCAGAAGGAGCUGAACCAGGAACAUGCUAUUCAGGGGACCGUCCGAGGCCUGAGGAGAGCCGACCGUUGGUCCACUGUGGUUCCUCGAGUGAUGGAGGCCAGUAGGACCCCUCGAUCGCGCGACCUGGUGGUGGAGAUGGAGCCCCUCACGCCACGAAUCCGCCUGGAGAGCAGGGACUACUAGCGGACCCUCAAUAGCCCCCCGUGUAUACAACACUGUGGGUCACCAGCACAAGACCUUAAGACCCAGGACUACAAGCCCCAGAGCUAGAGUACCUGUUGUUUCUAUACCACAUGGUAAGGUGUGAAGUACAGUAGAAGCCAUAGGAAGCAAAUGUUGUUUGCAACAUUCCAAGACAAUAUUCUUAUGAUGCUGCAGCUUUGCGUUGGGAAGUUUGUAGGCUUCACCUCGUUGGCUUAAAACCGUUAAACGCACACCUCUGUGGAUGUUACACCAGCCCUUACAUAACAAAGUCGUCAAAAUGAGAAUUAGAGCCUCAGACUUUGGCCUCCACUUGGCCAAAGAUUACAUAUAGGAAAAGCAGCAUACUCAUAUGCUGGUCACAAAAAAAGAUGGUGAUAUAUUUGGGUUUGAAGUGACGUGUCAGGAUGAACCUAAAAAAAAAUCACAAAUCUUCAUCCUCAGUAUUAUCUUCAAACAACAAGACACAGCAGCUGUCACUUAACACAAAUUCCCUUUGUCGUGUAUUUCACAGAAUAUCCCUAACUUUUUGCAAACACUGUAUUUCAUGCUGGAUCUUAUCUAUGGAGUGAAGGUGGGUCACUUUGAGACAUGCAGGUGUUGUUAACUUGUGGCUGACACUUCUACACCCCUUGGAGCAGAGUGCCAGUGAGGUGAGAUAGGGCUCGCCAUGAGUAAUCUUGGGUUGUCCUCCAUGUUUGUCUACAGUGCAUUUGUGAGAUGUACAGACAUCUACAGACCAGUGCAUGUGUGAGAAGUUCGAAUGAUGUCACCUCUGCUGAGUAUUGUUACAAGAUUUGUACUACAUUUUUGUUCAUUGUUACAAAAGCACAAAACUCUAUAUUAUUCAGUGGUUUUUAAACACUAGACACAAGUUGGGGAAUGAAUAUGUACAGUAAUAUACUAUAUUUUCUGACCUAUACAAGUAUUGCUGACAGUAUGCUUUUUUUUAGUGUUGCUUUUGUUCAUUAUAAAUGUCCAUAGACGACAGCUGUCUAUUUAUUGGAAGGAGUGGGCUGCUCUGAGUGAAAGUGGGAAUGCUUUUUAAAAGGAAGUGCCCAUCAUCCUCGAUUUACCGCCUUUGCAGUCAGCAGUCCUCUAGAAUGUAAUUUAAAUGCAACAGAACCGAAACAGCCCCUCGGAAAAUCUACAGCCCAGUUCGCAAUGCAGGGGCUUAGCUGCAAAUUUUGGGCCCUAUGUACAAUCAGCUCCAAUGGACCCCUCCCCCAGCCAUAUAUCAUAAAUCGGACUGUGUGAGGGCCCCCCAUAUACAUUGGGCGCUGGUGAUUCAGUCACACUUUACCCUCCUGAACGACUCCCCUGUCGGCCGCAAUGACUGCUGCCAGUGGUGGUAAUGCUGCUUUGAAAGAGUGAGAAUGAGCUGAUGAAGUGAGUGCCUUUGAAGUUACUUCUAUGAACACUGUUGGAAUAUACUCCUGGACACGUGAAGCCUACUAUUUCUUUUUUCCCCUUUUAAUCAAGUUCUUCCUGACAUAAUCACAAGACAUUCCAUGUUUUAAAAAUCACAAACAGAGAGUAACUGGCGUAACAGGUUUUUUUUUUGCAAAUGAGUUGGUAGAAGCAUGCACUGCUGCUGUUUCAUCAACAGCAAUAGCAACAGUAGACACAGUUGUAACCACAUCCUUGCAAACUCACCGUCUCGAAAUGUCUGAGAGAGAGAGAAAGAGAGAGAGCGAGAGAGAGAGAGAGAGAGAGAGAGAGCGCUGGCAGGCAGCGCCCAGGCCCAGAGAUAAAGGUGCAGUUGGUGGAGGAACAUUGCGCUUGACUGCCUUACUUUCUGAAACCUCCAAAAGGGUUAGCGUGAGUGAGUUAGCUCGGUCGAUGCGUGCAGCAGUGUUGUUGUGGUUUCAGGUCUGUAGAGAUAGUGGCUGUGUGCUCGUCUGCGACCCACUUGCCAUACCGUCUGUCCUCUCAGUGAACUCAGGGAUUUCGUCAACUCAAACUGACAGCCUUCCUCAGAUCCAAAGCAACUGUCGUGCUGUGAGAAUGCUGAAUGUAGGGCUUUCUUCCUCUUUAUUUUAUAUUUCAUUGGCAAACGAACACUUCUAAGGUGCGUUGGCACCUGUGCAUGCAAUAAUUCCCUCCAAGUAUCCAUAAAAUAUAUUUAUGGCUGUUAAUGUAGAUUUGGGCCUGUU